UUCCGAGCCUUUGCACUCUAAUUAUGUAUGAGCACGAAAAGGGCUAUUUAUUACAGACUGACCUAUCCCUAAGACUCCUUCAAUGCUGAAACAGCGCUACUAGCUGCGCCGGCGUCGGAGUGCAAUCCAUCCAGGAUCCUGUGUGGGGGCGGCACUUGGAAAGUGCAGUGCACUCACUCAGUCUUACCGGCUCCAUGAACCGUGGCUGUAUGGGAAAAGUUACGGUUCAGGCACUUCCGGGAUGCGGCCACUGGACCUAAGCAUUUGACUGACCUCCAUCAGACGAAGCCAGGGGGCGACGAAAGGCUGGGGACCCCGCAAAGGCAUAUAUAGCGAUCUGCGACUCAUCCGCUACAAGGUCUGUAGAUCUGCAAUAUUCACAGAGACCUGUCCUGAUCACAUUGGGGCGAAGACCCUGAGCACGGUCCCAUAGAUCAGCCCAAAGCCAUGGUCAUCAAAUCAUUGGAUUUCCGCCGCUAUCGCAGCAACGAUGCGCAAGAGCGGCAACAAUUCUGUGAUGAACUGUGUGAAACGCUCUGUGUCUACGGAUUUGCCAAAAUUCGCCACUCGUCUCUUUCUAAGGAGAAGAUUGACCAGCUGUUCGAAUUCAACAAACUCUUCUUCGCUCUCCCAGACGACAUCAAAGUAAAGGCAGCGCACCCGGUUGCUCCGAAUCCCCAUCGAGGCUGGAGUGCCAUCGGCCAAGAAAGCGUGUGGCAGAUAUCUAAGUUCGAGCAAGGGCAGCAGCAGACGGAUAGUUACCAGGAAUAUCGGGAAUCCUUCGACCAAGGCGCUGCCACUGACGAGCUCUUCCCCAACCGCUGGGUUGACGAGACCGACCUCCCGGGCUUCCGCCCCUUCAUGGAGGGAAUCUACGACAACUUCCACGAACUGCACGGCCAUCUCCUGCGCGCCAUCACUGCCGGGCUCCGGCUGCCUGCGGACCAUCUCCUCGCCAAACACCAGAGCAACACCAGCGAGCUGCGCCUGCUGCACUACCCGGCCAUCCCGGCACGGUCGAUGGGGUCCGGCAAGCGCAUCGGCGAGCACUCCGACUUUGGGACACUGACCCUGCUCCUGCAGGACUCGGUGGGCGGGCUGCAGGUCGAGGACCAGCGCCAGUUAGGCAGCUUCAUCCCCGUCGAGUCGGAGGACGUGUACGAGGUGAUCAUCAACGUCGGCGACUGUCUGCAGCGCUGGACCAACAAGCAGCUGCGCUCGGCAAACCACCGCGUCUGUUUGCCGGAGGGGACCGAUGUACACUCCGGCGCGAUGCUGGCCCCUCGCUACUCGGUGGCUUACUUUGGGAAGCCGGAUCGUGAGGUCCUGGUUGAUACGCUGCCCGCGUUCGUGCGUCCCGGCUGCAAGUCGGAGUACAAUGAUCAUUUGACUGCGUUGGAAUAUAUGCAGCAGAAGCUGGUUCGCACGUAUGGCUGAGGUCUUGUUGGAGCCCGGAGCAGAAUAGCUAGGCUGAGUACAGUAUGAUUGUAGCGUUGCAACAGUGAAUUUCUCUACUUCCUUCUUGUAAUAAUAUUGUUCAUCUUCCUGUCCAUUUC
This is a messenger RNA of Aspergillus uvarum CBS 121591, 1556 nucleotides long. RefSeq names its product isopenicillin N synthase family dioxygenase. Bases 448 to 1437 code for a protein of 329 amino acids. The transcript is spliced from 3 exons. The record is from RefSeq and is a predicted model, not a curated record. Gene Ontology annotation, molecular function: dioxygenase activity. Lineage: Eukaryota; Fungi; Ascomycota; Eurotiomycetes; Eurotiales; Aspergillaceae.